AUGUCCAAACGCAUCAUCAUAACAGGUGGCUCCGGCAAAGCCGGUCAAUUCAUCAUCGCCCACCUCCUUAGCCAGAACUACACCAUCCUAAACCUCGACCUGCACCCGCUGCCGGCCCCGCUCGCGGCCCGCGUGCACACCAUCCGCGUCGACCUCACCGACACCGGCCAAGUCCACAGCGCUUUCCACUCGCACUUUGCGUUGACUGAGCCCUUCCGCGAACCACUCCACCAAGCCCCUCAUGCAGUGAUCCACCUCGCCGGCUACGCGCGCAACAUGAUCGUCCCCGACAACGAGACGUACCGCGGAAACGUGCUGGCCUUCUACAACGUCCUCGAAGCCGCCUGUCACAUGGGCAUCCGCAAGAUCCUCCUAGCGUCGUCGAUCUGUGUCUACGGGGUCGCGUUUGCCGAGGGCGAUGUCGAGUACGCUUCCUUCCCUGUGGAUGAGGCCGUCCCCGCACGGCCGAUGGACGCGUACGCCAUCUCGAAGGUGUGUGGGGAGCAGACUGCUGCUGGGUUUGCGAGGCGGUUUCCCGGGACGGAUAUUUAUGUGUAUCGAUUUGGAGCGGUGGUGAGUCCGGAGGAGUUCCAAGAGAAGUUCACGGGGUAUGUGGAGCGGCCGGAGGAGUGGAAGGUGCAUGGUUGGGCGUAUACGGAUGCAAGGGAUCUGGGGGGGAUGGUGGAGAGGGGGUUAGUUGUGGAUGGGUUGGGGUUUCAGGUGUUCAAUGCGGUCAAUGAUGAGAUGACGAAUUUUGAGGAAUCAACGAAGGCGUUCUUGACCAGGGUCUGUCCUGGGGUGCCGGUUACGAGGGAGUUGGUGGGUAGAGAGGCGCCGGUAUCAAAUAAAAAGCUGAGGGAGGUGUUGGGGUUUGUGCAGCGGGUGCGGUGGCAGGAUGGGUAUCAGAAGUAGGUUGCUGAGCUUAUUGGACUGCUGGAAAG
Aspergillus aculeatus ATCC 16872 is the source of this 941-nucleotide messenger RNA. RefSeq names its product NAD-dependent epimerase/dehydratase family protein. The transcript has a single exon. Lineage: Eukaryota; Fungi; Ascomycota; Eurotiomycetes; Eurotiales; Aspergillaceae. The coding region runs from base 1 to 912 and encodes 303 amino acids. The record is from RefSeq and is a predicted model, not a curated record.